UCUGAUGAGAGGCAAGUACUUCACUUGCACCACAGGAACCCAGGAGUCAGUCAUAGGAAGAGGAUCAUUGCUGGUGGGAUUGAACUUAAUUUUCUUGCAUACUACAAAAGUGCUCUACCACUGAGCUGCAGCCUGAGAGUCUCCCUGCAGGAUUCUAGGUGCAGAAAAUGGAAGCCAACUACUCCGUGCCUCUGAAUGGAUCAGAAGUGGUGCUCUAUGAUUCUACCACCUCCAGAGUUUUGUGGAUCCUCUCAAUGGUGGUCAUCUCCAUCACUUUUUUCCUCGGGGUGCUGGGCAAUGGGCUUGUGAUCUGGGUAGCUGGAUUCAGGAUGACACACACUGUCACAACUAUCUGUUAUCUGAACUUGGCUUUGGCUGACUUCUCUUUCACGGCUACUCUACCAUUCCUCAUCACCUCAAUGGCCAUGAAAGAAAAAUGGCCUUUUGGCUGGUUCAUGUGUAAAUUAGUUCACAUUGUGGUGGACAUAAACCUAUUUGGAAGUGUCUUCCUCAUCGCUCUCAUUGCUUUGGACCGCUGUAUUUGUGUCCUGCAUCCAGUCUGGGCUCAGAAUCACCGCACUGUGAGCCUGGCUAGGAAGGUGAUAAUUGGACCCUGGAUUCUUGCUCUCAUCCUCACAUUGCCCAUUUUCCUCUUCUUAACUACAGUUAGAGUUCCAGGAGGGCAUGUGUACUGUACAUUCAGCUUUGUGUCCUGGGGUGACACUCAAGAAGAGCGGUUGAACGCAGCAGUCACUAUGCUAACAGUUAGGGGAAUCAUCAGGUUUGUCAUUGGCUUCAGCACGCCCAUGUCCAUCGUUGCCAUCUGCUAUGGACUCAUUGCUGCCAAGGUCCACAGAAGAUCCCUUGUCAAUUCGAGCCGCCCCUUUCGUGUACUCACUGCAGUUGUGGCUUCCUUCUUUAUCUGUUGGUUUCCCUUUCAACUGGUUGCUCUUUUAGGCACAGUCUGGCUCAAAGAGACACUUGAUGGUGGUUAUAAAAUUCUUGACAUGUUGGUUCAUCCAACAAGUUCAUUGGCCUUCUUCAACAGUUGCCUCAACCCAAUGCUCUAUGUUUUUGUGGGACAGGACUUUAGAAAAAGACUGAUCCAUUCCCUGCCUUCCAGUCUGGAGAGAGCCCUGAGUGAGGACACUGCCCAGACUAGUGAUACAGGCACCAAUCCUGCAGACAUUGAGAUAAAGGCAAUGUGAAGAGAGGACUGGGCGAUGCUUUUUUCCCUCCCACACCAGUUCCAUUUCAUUAUUAUCUUACCUUAUAUUGUGAUCUAGAACAUUAUUAUUCUGGAAAGACACUUCUGUGUCCCCUGAAUUGGAAAAAAGAAAUAAAAGUCAAAGCUAA
Mesocricetus auratus (golden hamster) is the source of this 1356-nucleotide messenger RNA. RefSeq names its product formyl peptide receptor 2 (gene Fpr2). The transcript has 3 exons. The record is from RefSeq and is a predicted model, not a curated record. Gene Ontology annotation, biological process: positive regulation of cytosolic calcium ion concentration; phospholipase C-activating G protein-coupled receptor signaling pathway; inflammatory response. The coding region runs from base 168 to 1208 and encodes 346 amino acids. Gene Ontology annotation, molecular function: N-formyl peptide receptor activity; complement receptor activity. NCBI's taxonomy places the organism in Eukaryota, Metazoa, Chordata, Mammalia, Rodentia, Cricetidae. Gene Ontology annotation, cellular component: plasma membrane.